AUGCAAGAUUUGUUUGACAAAGAAGAUAUUGACGAUGACAGUGUAGUUGAUAUGAUGUGUAUUUUUGAAGUUACUAUUAGCCAACCAAAGGGUAAUAAUGAGAAAGGUGAUGGAUUCCAAGAUGCAAUGAAUGCUAUUCUUCAAAAUAUUCUUCAUGGUAAUGAUGAAAGAGGUGUUGAGGAUGUUAAACCUAGCCUGGCAAAAAUACUUGAUGAGGUUGGAGAUGCAAUAGAUGCUAUUCUUAAAAUGAUGAAGCUAGAUCUAGAAAGUGUAGUAGACCUACUUGGGACAGGAUAUAACAUGGCUGAAAUAGAGAUCGUGAGAGGGGUACAAAUUGAAUUGGAUGAUAUGCCACCAGAUGUAAAUGAAGUUGAGGAUAUUCCAUAUGUUGAUGGUGUGUUUGAAGGAAAUGAGGUUGAAUAA
Lactuca saligna is the source of this 423-nucleotide messenger RNA. Lineage: Eukaryota; Viridiplantae; Streptophyta; Magnoliopsida; Asterales; Asteraceae. The record is from the annotation of a GenBank genome assembly.